Molecule: messenger RNA, 773 nt
Organism: Drosophila sechellia
Lineage: Eukaryota; Metazoa; Arthropoda; Insecta; Diptera; Drosophilidae
Exons: 4
Coding region: 157-483 (108 amino acids)
Source: RefSeq, a predicted model, not a curated record
UGCCAAUGAUAUCGUGAAAUUGAAAGAGGAGAUCAAGCUUUUGGAGUCCAAAACUAGCCACAAAUCAAGGAAACAGAAGGAGAAUCUCCUAAAGGAGUUGAAAGCUCUGAAGGAUUUGUUGGAGCAAUUCAAAAAGAGUCUCGAAAAAUGACCUGAAUGAAAUGUAUCCACAAACGUUUUGGCGCGCUCCGUAAGGAUACAAUGCUGAAGGUGGUCGAGAAGCUUUUCCAACUGUUGCGACCCAGGAUGUGUCAGUUUUCACAAUCCAACAAGAACAUAUCCAAGCAUUUGUUCAAGAAAGCCAGGGCGGAGGAGAACAUACAUUUCCUUAAGCUGCAACGGGAACAACUGAAGUCGCUGCGAGAAAAGAUUCUCAGCCAGAAGAACGAAGUCACAACGAAGAUCAUCAAGGUGGACAAGCAGAUACAAUCGUUGGAAAAAUCAAACACCGAAGGCUCACAGAUGAACCAUAAACAAAAUUAAUAAAGUGUAGCAGAAGCAUUUGUUUUGUUUUGUAUUUUAUUUAAAAUAAUUUGUAUCUCUCAUUUACACGCUCUACAAAGAAGCCUUCUACGACAACUGAAGCCGAGUUCGCGGCCUUCUUCAAGCCUGCUUAUACGUAGGGUACAUACAUAUAUAUCAUAUAUGGUAACAAUUUGUUUUGCAGCGCAAACGGAAAAUAUGAAUUAAAAAGAACUUUCAUGUAAUAUGGCAUUGAAACAAACAUAUAUAGGGUCGUAUAUAUAUCAACAUAGUCUAUACAAAGAUACAAA